UUCAAUUCAAUACAAAAAUGUGUUCCAAAGAAACAGCUUCAUAAUGUCCACAACAUUACUAUCACGGGUUCGAAUAGCCCCGACAUAUAGGACAUUAUUAUCACAUCGAAGUGUCUCUACAUUAAGUACCAAUCCUCAUAUAAGGGUAUUCCCCAAUGCCUCCAUUAACAGUGGGCAUCUGCUCACGUACCUCGAUACGAACCCGCCGACACACAGACUAGCGAUCGGUUCCACUACAGCGAUACCACCGACACCUCAAUCAUUUUCCGAGAACCACGAGUUUCUUAACAUAUUAACGGAGGUUCUCCGUGAUCAUGCUGCACAAGAUCCAGGACUGGUAGCGCAAGCACAGGCUUUCGCCGGACCAGGCGGGGCGACUCUCGGCUCAGGUGGUGCAUUCUUUCCUCAACAACGAAAACAACGGAAUACAAGAGGGACGGCUGCUGGUCUUGGGGGAGGUGGUGGUGCCGGUGGAGGCGGUGGCGGAGGAGCGAGUGCCCAAGGCGGGGCUGGAGGUGCGGGAGUGGGAGGACAUAUCCAUCUUAGCGAUCUAAGAAACCCGCCCGACUACGGGAGAAUUGCGUUUCCCGAAGACAUUCUUGGAAGCAUUGAAGUUGAUGGGGCUGGAAAGAUCAUAGGAGAGUUCGAACCCAGCGGUACAUACCGUAUUGUCACGAAUGAGGGAAUUUUGGGCCUCAGUGACUUCCUCAGAAAUAAGCUUGUCGAAAGGUUACGAGAGGAAGAGAAGAAGGCAUGACGCCAUAACAGCAAUUUAAGCGUUGUGCCUUCUUGCCAAGACUCCACUCCCUCGCAAUUAUAAGAAUACCUUAUGACGUGUUUGUAUCAAAACAGAAACAACCUAGGAUUUUGUUACAAACGAACGUCUUCAACAAAAAGUACAUAUCGUACACACCUACAUAUUAUACUUGUCAAUUACAGUAUUUGUGCGACCACAUAUGUCUUAAUCGUAUAUGUAUACUCCUAUAUCUUACACCGGCCGAUCGAGGUUAGCCACAGUAUAGACAUCUACCUUUCUGUAUUACCUAAGCCUAAUAUAAUAGAAGGAAAGUGCAAAAAUGAUCUUAUUGUCUCGGAUCUAUGUAUGACAGAUUACUUACAUUACAUGACUGUGUAUGUAUCGCCCUGACGAUACCUUCCCAUUAA
Hypoxylon trugodes is the source of this 1164-nucleotide messenger RNA. RefSeq lists its product as uncharacterized. The transcript has 4 exons. The record is from RefSeq and is a predicted model, not a curated record. The coding region runs from base 44 to 757 and encodes 237 amino acids. Lineage: Eukaryota; Fungi; Ascomycota; Sordariomycetes; Xylariales; Hypoxylaceae.